GCAUUAUGCAAUUAAAGUGAAUAAAUGGUAUUGAUGACAAUCGACAUAAUACAAUUUUGUAGGUUGCAUUAUUUCUGCUUUAUAUAUAUAUAUAAAGUGUUAGAAAUUUUUCGUGUUGAAAAUUCCACUGCCUUCAUUGUAUUACAGCUUCUAAAGGCCGCUUGAAAAGAACGAACCAACUGGUGGAUUCUUGAUAUAACCAAAAUAUUUGGUAAAAGGUUGCCUUUCCUUACUUUGUAUAUUUCGGAAUUUCAUAGUUAUUUUUAGAAAUACCUCAUUUCUGAGAAGCUUGCUCUUCUGAGCGAGUUAUAUAGAUUACAAAAAAUGAGUAAAACAGAAAUGGGAAAACAGGAACCUUUGGAAUCUACGGAAACCGGUUCUGGCAUCAAUGCAAUGACUAAUAAACUGUUGGACGACGUUUCUAAUGAGUUUGAAAACUUGCGAAAACAGUUUCUCGAAAAGCUAGAAGCAAUGACUCAUCGACUUGAUAGCUUAGAGGAUUCUAUGAGGGCUUCUUUCAAUUCAUCACCAUCAGCAUCGCCUUCUGCUACUAGUCCUGCCCCAAAUCCUUCAACUACGACCAAAGACGAUAAGUAAGCAAAUGAAAUGACUAACAACGAAUGCAAAUUUCUCGUAGUUACGAGAAUUUUGGCCUUGAUCUCGACUUUACGAUUGUUACAGUCCGUAUAUGUGUAUGUUGCUUAGAUUUCUAUCGUCUACGUCUACAUUUUUUUUUGGGGAAAAACAAAUUUAGAGAUACUCAUCAACUAUUUAUUGUAACGCUAAUUAACCGCAAACUUUUCAUUUACAAUCUACCUAGUCAAGAGACUCACGAAUAUAUA
Messenger RNA from Schizosaccharomyces octosporus yFS286, 842 nucleotides. Its product is annotated as heat shock factor binding protein. Gene Ontology annotation, molecular function: transcription corepressor activity. Lineage: Eukaryota; Fungi; Ascomycota; Schizosaccharomycetes; Schizosaccharomycetales; Schizosaccharomycetaceae. The coding region runs from base 325 to 597 and encodes 90 amino acids. The transcript is spliced from 4 exons. The record is from RefSeq and is a predicted model, not a curated record.